AUGGAUUUCGCACCCUACCAGUCCUCCCCGCCCGAACACACCCGCGCCUUCUCCCCGCGUGUCUACUCCCCCGCGACAGGCAACCAGUACCAGCACCGGACGCCGUCUCAGGUCUCCCCGCCGCCCCUGCAACACCCCCAGCCGCAGCGCGUGUGGACGGGCGAUGGCGUCGGGAGGGAGGGCAUGGUUUCCGAGUUUGAUACCAGUCUCGGCUUGAGGCUCGACUAUGAGGCCUGUCUGGCGUACUUGGCGCUGCCGCCGUUGGGGGGCAUAUUGCUGCUUAUUCUGGAGAGGAAGAGUGAUUACGUUAGGUUUCAUGCAUGGCAGUCCAGCCUGCUUUUUACGGCGCUUUUCGUGGUGCAUCUGCUCUUCUCUUGGUCGACUUUUCUGAGCUGGGUGUUCUUCCUGGGGGAUCUUGUCUUGAUUGGGUGGUUGGUGUUGAACGCUUAUCGGGACGCGGACACAUUAGACAGGUAUGAGGUUCCUAUUAUUGGGCCGAUAGCGAGCAGGAUCCUGGACGACGAGUAA
Canariomyces notabilis is the source of this 528-nucleotide messenger RNA. RefSeq lists its product as uncharacterized. The transcript is spliced from 5 exons. The coding region runs from base 1 to 528 and encodes 175 amino acids. The record is from RefSeq and is a predicted model, not a curated record. NCBI's taxonomy places the organism in Eukaryota, Fungi, Ascomycota, Sordariomycetes, Sordariales, Chaetomiaceae.